Molecule: messenger RNA, 1788 nt
Organism: Fomitiporia mediterranea MF3/22
Lineage: Eukaryota; Fungi; Basidiomycota; Agaricomycetes; Hymenochaetales; Hymenochaetaceae
Exons: 6
Coding region: 1-1788 (595 amino acids)
Biological process (GO): transmembrane transport; carbohydrate transport
Cellular component (GO): membrane
Molecular function (GO): carbohydrate:proton symporter activity
Source: RefSeq, a predicted model, not a curated record
AUGGGCCGCGCAGAAACGAUUAACGCCGUUGAUGAGAAUGGCACCAUCGACGACAAGUGCUCCCUGAGGCACCUCGAAAACCUCACUGGGAUGUCCGAAUCCGAGCUUGACCAACAGGUCGAAAAGAAUCUGCCCCGUAUGAGGGGCAAGGUCCUCACCUAUGCUCUCGCAUUCGUAGCUGGUACUGGGUUCACCCUCUUCGGAUAUGAUCAGGGUGUCAUGUCUUCUUUGCUUACCCUCCAGACUUUCGAAGAUACAUUCCCGCAAGUCGUCGUUGAUGACGCUCAUCCGAACCACGCGACCCUCCAGUCUUUUGUUGUUGCUGUCUAUGAACUCGGCUGCCUUGCAGGCGCACUUUCUAACCUCUGGCUCGGCGAUAAGCUCGGCCGGAGACGAACAAUUAUUCUCGGCGGAAUAAUCAUGAUUAUCGGUGCAGCUCUUCAAACGGCCUCAAUAUCGUAUGCCAUGCUUGUUGUCGCUCGCAUUGUCACUGGUAUUGGUAAUGGUCUCAAUACGUCUACUGUUCCGUCCUACCAUGCAGAGUGCUCAGCUGCAGAUAAACGUGGCGCUUUCAUCAUGAUCGAAGGCUCACUCAUCUCCUUCGGCAUCAUGCUUUCGUACUGGAUUGAUAUCGCAUUUUUCUGGCUCAAAACCUCCUCUGCCUCCUGGCGUGUACCAAUUUGCUUCCAGGUCAUCCUCGCUCUCAUAAUGAUAGUUGGCGUGUAUUUCCUACCCGAAUCGCCUCGUUGGCUAGUAAGGAAAGGCAAACAUUCUGAAGCUCUUGCAGUCAUUUCCGCACUCGAUGACGCCCCAAUAACAAAUGCUGAUGUGCAACGGACAUACAUCGGUAUUCACGAAGCCGUUGCAAUGGAGGAGCAAUAUGCGAGUCGCGGCUUCGGAGAACUCUUGACAGGUGGACGUUCCCAAAACUUUCGUCGUGCAUCUCUUGGAGUGCUUUCUCAGAUGUUCCAGCAAAUCUCCGGGUGCAACCUAGUUAUUUAUUACGCAACACUCUUAUUUGAGAGACUCGGUAUGGACAACGUCACUUCGCGAAUCGUCGCAGCAUGUAACGGAACGGAAUUCUUCCUUGCAAGUCUGAUCGCGAUUUUCAUAAUUGAACGCGUUGGACGUAGGAAGCUUAUGAUCUUCGGUGCUGCUGGGAUGUGCGGGUCGAUGAUUUUGCUAGCGAUCCUCGGAGCAGUGGAUAACACGCCUGCGCAGAUCGUUUCGGCUGUCCUGUUAUUCGUGUUCAACUCGUUCUUUGCAAUCGGAUGGCUUGGAAUGUCAUGGCUAUACUCCGCCGAGAUUGUUGGUCUUAGCGUACGCGCUCAAGCAAACGCUUUGAGUACCGCAAGUAACUGGACUUUUAACGUCAGUGUUCAUCCAUAUUAUUCGAGCCAAAAUUAUUUACUUACGUUUAUGGUCGUAAUGAUCACCUCACCAGCAUUCGAGAACAUCAAAUGGGGAACAUACAUUAUCUUCGCAGCAUUCAAUGCUAUCAUCGUCCCCACAUGCUAUUUCUUCUUCCCAGAAACAGCAGGUCGCUCUCUUGAAGACAUGGACGUCGUCUUCGCACUUGCAUACAACGAAGGCGUGUCACCAGUGAAAGUGAGCUUGAGGAAGGAUGUCCCACUUGCUGGAACUCCCGAAGCCGAUGCGAUUUUGGGUAUAUCAAGUGAGGAAAGGAGGAAUGUAAGAGAGAAUGCUAGCGGGAAGAACUCGGCGAAUGUGUCGGUCACUCCGAGUAAGGAGGACGUUAUUCAGUCGGAGAAAAAAAGGGUUGAAUAG